AUGGACUGCACAGCUCCCAGGGGGGAAACCUUCCUCUCCCGCCUGCUUCUCCUGACUCAAAUAGUCGUAGCAGUCGAACCACUGAUCCAAGACCUGAAGAACCCCCCCGAAGAUAUGGACUGGUUCUACUCAGGUAGCCUGAACCAGCAGAGCUGGGGUAAGAAGUACCCGUCCUGUGACGGAGCCAGGCAGUCUCCCGUGGACAUCGACGAAACCUUCACCCAAGUCCGGCUGCAGUUCCAGGAUUUGCGGCUGGAGGGGUGGAACAAACCCACAUCAGGAUCCACCAUUCACAACAACGGGAAGACCGUGGCCAUCGAUACGGACGGAGAGUUCUACGUGAGCGGCGGGGGCCUGACGUCCAGGUUCCGCGUGGCCAGGCUGACCUUCCACUGGGGACGCUGCAACGUGACGUCCGGCGGGUCCGAGCACAGUCUCAACGGGAUGAAGUACCCUUUGGAGAUGCAGAUCUACUCCUACAAUCCGGACGACUUCCAAAGUUUGGACGAUGCCGUUCGGGAAGGAGGAAGGCUCACGGCUUUGGCCGUGCUUUUCGAGGUCGGUCUGGAGGAUAACGAGAACUUGAAUCCUGUUCUGGAGGCUGUAAACAGUGUCAGCAGGUUCGGAAAGAGCGGGUCAGUGGAAGCUUUCACCCUGAGGUCACUGCUGCCCAACAACACGGAGAAGUACUACAUCUACAACGGGUCGCUGACCACUCCGCCCUGCUCGGAACUGGUCGAAUGGAUCGUCUUCAAACACACCGUGGCCAUAUCCGAAGCACAGUUGGAGUUUUUUUGCGAGGUGAUGACCAUGGAGCAGGCCGGGUACGUGAUGCUGACGGAUUACCUGCAGAACAACUUCCGGGAGCAGCAGCAGCAGUUCGUGGGCCAGGUGUUCGCCUCCUACACCGGGGUGGAGGAGGUCCUCACGCCCACUUGCAGUUCGGAGCCUCAAAACGUUCAGGCCGACGCCCAAAACGACACCACCAUCGUGGUGACCUGGGAGCGGCCCCGGGCUGUCUACGACACCACCAUCGACUGGUACAGCGUCACCUACCAGAGGCUUCAGGGCGGAGAGCAGAGCAAGACCGAGUACAGGACCGACGGAGACCAAGAUGUGGGUGCCAUCAUUCCAAAUCUGCUGUCCAACUGCAGCUAUGUGGUUCAGGUGGUAGCCGUUUGCACCAACGGCCUCAGAGGACGAUGGAGUGACCAGAUCAUAGUGGACAUGCCGCUGGAAGACCCAGAAAGUGACUCCCCCCCUGAGAUUGCCACAAAGGAGACUAAAAGCCACAGGGAGGACGCGUUUGUUGCCGUAUGGGAGCGGCCAAAGAACCAGAAUCAGGUGGAUUUAGUUCCAGAGGACCACAGCCCAGUGGAGGAGAUCCCAGCAGACCAGACCAAAGUUUACCAGAACCAGCCUUCCCAUCAAAACACCCAGCCCACAGACCGAACCCAAUCGAUCCCCAACGAUCCACUCCAGGACGUCAACCCCGAGACCCCAAAGACCCCCUCAGACUCUGUCGGGCCGCAGAAAACUCAAGUCGGCCAGAACCCGGGAGAGAAACCGGGUAGGAACCGGUCAAAGCUGGACGGCGCCAAUCAGAACCGGAUUGAGGGUGAUCAGCUGAUCCCGGCCAGUCGAGCUUUCACAAAUCCGGGAUCUGACAGCAACAGCGCAAUCUGGGUGACUCAGGCGGCCCAGCAGCCGGGAUUCCUUUUUCCGGUUUCUCAAACGACCAUUCCCGAAUCGACCCGCCGGCAAAUCACCGAGGAGGCUUCUUUGUCAAUGCUGCCACCUCAGUCUGUGGAUCUUGACCUACCAGACCAAGACAUAGAAAAUGGCCUCACAAAAUCAGACCUGUUCACCCCUCCAAUUAAGAACAUCCAAGUCACAGAUAUCUUCUAUGAAGACACAGUCACCAACGCUCCACCGGAAACCAUCCCGGACUCAGCAACGGUAUUGGCUUGGCCAGUCCCAGGUAAUGCUGUAGACGAAGAAUCGUCAUCCUUGUCUGAAGACGGCGAAGCGUCUCCGGACAAACCCCCAUCGAAACCUGUCACGUCAGACUCCUCCCUCCGGUCCUCGGUGUGGGCGGACGGAAAAGCGCCAACCGCCAGCAACGCUCUCGCUAGCUCGGUCUACAAAUCGCUCACCACCUCCUCUUUGCUCCGAGUGCUGAUGCACACAACUCAGCCCAUGUUCAAGGAGGGCAGCAACAGCAGCCACGAGUCUCGGGUCGGUUUGGUUGAAGGCGUGGAGAGGGAGAAGAGGACGGUGGUCCCUCUGGCCAUCGUCUCCACUCUCACCAUCCUCUGUUUGCUGGUUCUGGUCGGCAUCCUCAUCUACUGGAGAAACUGUUUCCAGGCAGCUCACUUCUACCCGGACGACAGCGCCUCGCCAAAGGUGGUGUCCGCCCCGGCCACACCCCUUCUGCUGGCCACAGAUGGCCACGAGCCGCUGACGGUGAAAGAGUUUGUGAAGCACGUCAUGGAGCUGCACAGCAACAACACUUUCUGCAAAGAGUUUGAGAUUGUCAAAGAGUCCUACGAGGAGGUGCAGGCGUGCACGGUGGACAUGGGGAUCACGGCGGACAGCUCCAAUCACCCCGACAACAAAAGCAAGAACCGCUACAUCAACAUCCUGGCCUAUGACCACAGCAGAGUCAAACUCUCCAGCAGUUUGGAGGGAGAUGGGAAAUGCGGCGACUACAUCAAUGCAAACUUUGUGGAUGGUUAUGAGCGGACGAGGGCAUACAUCGCCGCACAGGGACCCCUCAAAGCAGGCAGGGAGGACUUUUGGAGGAUGAUCUGGCAGCAGAACGUUGGCGUUAUAGUCAUGAUCACCAACCUAAAGGAGAAGGGACGGACAAAAUGUGACCAAUACUGGCCAGAAGACAACCAGGAAGAGUACGGCCCUUAUCAGGUGACCCUGAAAAGCACAGAGACGCUUGCUUAUUACACACGGCGGACGUUUGCGGUCAGGGAUUCGACAAACAAGCUGCCUCACAGGAAAGCGGAGCACACGGUCCUCCAUUACCACUACACCCAGUGGCCGGACAUGGGCGUCCCGGAGUACUCCCUGCCCGUACUAUCCUUCAUCAGAGCGUCCUCCAAGGCCCGGACUCAGGACAUGGGCCCCGUGUUGGUGCACUGCAGUGCUGGCGUUGGGAGAACGGGUGCCUACAUCGUGAUAGACAGCAUGUUGCAACAGAUCCAGGACCAGGGGACGGUGAACGUUCUGGGCUUCCUGAAACACGUCCGGACGCAAAGAAACUUCCUGGUGCAGACGGAGGAACAGUAUGUGUUCAUCCAUGAUGCUCUGGUGGAGGCCAUCAUGAGCCGGGACACCUGGGUAACGGCCGAGCUCCUCCACGCUUACGUCUCCGACCUUCUGACCCCGGCGGCCACCGGCCGGACACGCAUGGACAAACAGUUCAAGUUAAUUAGCCAGCGCCAGGCCAAGCACGCUGACUACAGCACGGCGCUGAAGGAUGGCAACGCCGAGAGGAACAGAGCCAGAGCGCUGAUGCCCGUGGAGAGAUCAAGAGUUUCUUUGACUACUUCGGAAACAAACUCCACGGGCUACAUCAAUGCCUCCUACGUUAUGGGACACCGCUGCAGUAAGGAGUUCAUCGUGAGUCAGACUCCGCUGAGCAGCACCGUGGCGGAUUUCUGGAGGAUGAUCUGGGAGCACAGGACACAGACUGUGGUGCGCUUGCCGGACAUGCACGGCCAGGGCGUGGACAGGGACUGUUGCAUCUACUGGCCCAGCAGAGAUCAGCCGAUGAGCUUCGAGGGCUUCUCCGUGUCCCUCUCCGGGGAGGAGCACCUUCCUCUGGCCAACGGCGAGAGGCUCCUGUGGCAGGACUUUACCCUGGAGUCUCUACAGAAGGAUCAGGUCCUGAAGGUCCGACAGUACAGCGCCCCCUGCUGGCCCAACCCAGACGGCCCCAUCAGGAACUGCUUCGGCCUGGUCAGCGCGGUCAGGGAGCACAGCGGGCGCGCGCCGGCCCCCACGGUGGUGCACGAUCCCUUGGGAGGGGUCACAUCGGGCCUGUUCUGCGCCCUGACCACGCUGCUCUGUCAGCUGGAGGCCGAAGGAGCGGUGGACGUCUACCAGGCGGCCAGGAUGACCAACCUCAUGAGGCCCGGGGUAUUUAACGAUGUGGAGCAGUACCAGUACCUGUACCGAGCCGUGCUGAGCCAGGUGAGCAGCCAGGAGGACCAGAAGGCCCUGCAGAGCUCGGAGACCAACGGAUCGGUGCACCUGGGACAGUCCACCAUGGCGGAGAGCCUGGAGUCCCUCAUGUAAAGAGACAGAACGUGCUCUGGCUUUUUUAUCACCCAGUCAAAUCCACGCUUUACUUUUUCCGCGUCUGAGGUCACAACUGUGUCUGCUGAGCAUCCUGACGCUUUAAUAUUUUAAUAUACAAUCACUCUAUUUUACUCCCUGGACCAUUCGCGCUAGUCUUAGCGCUCAUGAUGAAUAGACUACAUCAACAGGAGCUCCAGUGACCACCUAAAAAGCUUUUUUUUUUUUUCAUGAGCGCGCAAGUUAAAGGGAUUUAAAUCCGCUUAUUUUUUCGGUGUUAGCAUGCACAGCAGCCACAGGUCCAGACUCAACCAAACGGCGAGAGCGAAUUUCUGAUGGAAACUCUCACAUCAGAUAAAGAUUUUAAGAUUUAAAGAUUUUUUUUUUUUUUUAAACUGGAACAUCCUCUCAAAGAUUAAAAGAAAGCAUUUUCUGCCCUUCUGCACGGGGUCAGUAAGAGAAUGGAUGACUUUAGUAGUGGUUAAUAAACCUUUGGAUGCAUAGAGUCAGUCACAAAAUAAAACUUUUAAACUAACAGGUUGUAAAACCUCAAUAGCCAGAGAUCAAGUUCAAGUAUUUAACUGAGAAAAAGAGUUGAACUUAACAUCUUGUUCACUAAAAGUAACGUUUUUAACGUCUUUAAACGGACAUUUUUUUCCCAUAUUAAGGGCUGCGACAGGUGUAAAAUGGAUUUAUGUUCAGUAAUCAUCACUUAUUCCCUAGGGACAAUAAGCAGUGUUUACAUGGCGUCAUAUAGUCUGUUAGACAACAGAUUCUUUAAUAAUUCCUCUGAUUUCUUACUUUUGACUCUUAUACAGAUGCUAGAGGGGCAAAAUACAGAGUCCGUUGGUUCUCUCACAGAGAGGCAACAUUUUAGCGUUUUUUUUUUCUUUAAAUAAAGCCCACUCGUGCAAAAAAAAAAAUGUUUAAAUCACUUUUAUAAACACAAAGGGCUGACUGUAGUCCAGAAGUAGAAGAGUAGUCUUUUGCCAAGUAGAAUUUCAACGUUUUGACACUCGGCUUUCCUGGACCAUACGUGGAACUUUCCCUGGGCAGGAUACGGAUCCCCACGUCUUUGUUGUGUUUAGGGUACCAACGUGUAUGAUAGAGACUGAGGAAUACAACCUUUAACAUUACGGAAGGUGUGUGAAAGAGUGAAUGAAACUCAUGCGUCGAGUGUUCGGCUUUGCUAGAAAAGUCUAGUCGAUUAACACAUAAAAAUAAAAGCGACAUUAGCUGGAUUUUACCAGUGUAGAAAGGGCUUGAGUCAAGUAGCAGGUUAUCCAUGGAACAUAUCCUAAUAUAUGUUUGGGUACAUUUUCAGUCGCCCAGGUUCUGGUAAUCCCAAAAGCUUGAAAAAGGGCUAUAGAUAUAUACUGCCAUGCGAAGGGUUGGAGGAUGUAUUCUGAUAUUUGCAAUAACUUGAGUUUAUUUUCUGGAUUCUGACUGGAUUAAAGAAGAAAUCAUCAAAGUAACCAGAAAUAGGGCAAGUCCCCUGGUGUCAUUUUCCCAUUCAUUUCAAUUGGCAGGAGUAAUACCUGCUAGAAGUAUAGGUUAUGAUGCGGGGAUAAAGGUCUGAAAUGAAAAAAACAAACAAACAGUAUAUUCAAAAGCCAGAUAUCAGUGAAAAAAGUAUUUUAAAAAGUGUUUUUACAGUCUGACGACUGAUAUGAAUCGUACCAGUACAUGAUUUAUUAACCACUAGUAAACUCAACAGUAACAGACGGUUGGCGGAACCAAAAAGAAAAGCUUCCUUUAUUUUCCUCUCUAACUAUAUCUGAUUCUGUUCCUCCUGAGGGAACAGGCAGAAGGCUAAACAUCUAAAAAAGAAGUUCAUUUAACCACUUGUUAAACAUGACUCAUUCGAAAUCUAUGUUAUUAGAGAUAAACUACUCCCGAGUGGGCUUUUUUUACCAGUUUAUUUUAAUCGUUUUUUCGCUGUCCAUUUAUUACCUUGUGUUUUUUCUUUUUUUUUUCUCAAAAGUUAAGAUCUUUGAGCAUGGAUAGAUGCCGUAGAACUGAAGUACAAGUGAAGGUAGAAUAGUUGGAUGACUUCAGUGCUAAAAGACAUAUAUUGGAAGAAAUGACAUUUUAAACCAAAUGUUUAUAAUACUGCAAAAGCCAGCAGAUUUAUGUCAAAACUACACUUCAUCGGAAAAAUGUUUGUUCCAAACCCAGAUCUCACGACUGAUAAUGAACUGACUUCUUGCCAGUGCCUUUUUGUAAACCAUGUUGUUGGACUUAAACUCUUAAUAGACACCAAGAUGGGACUAAAAACGUUCCAAAAGACGGAUCACUGCCUUGCAGAGUUAAUCCAUUUCACAUGUUUUGUUAAAGAAAUAUGCAAUUUGAGAUUUUAACGUGUUUUAUUUUCCCCCGUCAGUGUGGAAAUGGCAGCAAAACUUUUCAGGAGCUCCAAACGAAAAAUGUACACGUUUCUUGUUUAUGCCCUAUAAUUCAGACGAGACUGUUUUAAGUGUGACAAACCUUCUGUUUAUAGACAAUUUAUAGCGGAGAGAGGAGAAUCACUAAGCGGACUGUUGUUUGUUUCUGAAGACAUUGUGUGAAGACAGGGUCGAGCAACCACUAAAUCACUUUAAAAACAACGAGGCAGCUUCUCUCAGAGUAUGAUUUGUUGUUUUCAGCUCAUCGGGAGAUGCCAAACAGCAUAGAUCCCAAACUAAACCGCAGACCCUGAUCCCUAUUUUUUCCCUUCACUGGCAUCAGACUUUGUAAAUAUAACCCUGAAGGGCCAAAAUUACUGUAUGUUUAUACUGUACCUCUUUAUAUUUUCUAUUUUACUAUAAAAAAAGAGUGAUUUUCUAGUCAUUUACACACACACAAAACCCACAAAUGUGGAUUCUAUUUGAUAAUGUUAGCCCAGAAUUAUUGAUCAUGUUUAUAGUUUUAAUGGAAUGUUCUGGAAUAUCUCUUUAUCUGUAUGUUUACUGUAGCAGCUCCAUGUCUGUACUUUUUAUCUCCAGUAAAAAAGCUGGUGCUGUAUAAAUAUAUAUAUAUAUACACACAUAUAUAUAUAUAUGUGAAAUACAUAUACAGCAACAGGAUUAAAGAUUAGUUUGAAACCU
Messenger RNA from Menidia menidia (Atlantic silverside), 7400 nucleotides. The record is from the annotation of a GenBank genome assembly. Lineage: Eukaryota; Metazoa; Chordata; Actinopteri; Atheriniformes; Atherinopsidae.